AAUACGCGCACGCGACACGCCAAUUACUCCACAUCCGGUCCAUCGCGCCGUCAUCCACUUAAGAAGUGAACUCUGACACAGUCGGUCGCAGCAAAAUGGCGGGCGUCGUGGUCUCUCCUCACAAGAUCGGCGUCCUGCAGCAAACCAACCAGAACGAAAGGCGCGAAAUCAUCAUCCUGCGGAAGCCGAUCCUGCCCAAGGACGACGCCGGCAGGAAGAAGCAGAAGAAGGACACCAAGACGGCGCCGCAGCCGAUCGCGGUGGCGAGGAGGAACGCGAGGGAGCGGAACAGGGUGAAGCAAGUGAACAACGGCUUCGCGAAUCUGCGACAGCACAUACCGAACUUCAUCGCCGCCGCCUUCGAGUCGAACAGCAGGGGCGGCAACAAGAAGCUGAGUAAAGUGGAGACGCUGCGCAUGGCGGUGGAGUACAUCAGGAGUCUGGAGGACAUCCUGGCGCUGGACGAGACCAGCGAGAGCGGCGGGAACGUCUCCAACUCGUCGGUGUCUUCGUUCUCGUCGCCGUCGCCGUCCACGGUGACGUACCACGACGACGACCUUUCGACCGACCCGACGCCGCCCCCGCACUACACGUACCAGAUCAUCCCCGGCCACCUCUACGACGACAGCGAGAACCUGGAGCCGCUGAAUGUAGACGAUCACAUUUUGUCGGAUCCGAGUUUGAUGGACGCGGGGUUGGAGUUCAAGGGUGUGCAGGACUUGUCGCUGUUGAAUAGUAUGCACGCUAGUGACUCGUUGUCCCCGGGGAUGUACAGUGAGCAGAGUUUGUCACCUGGGGGUAGUGAUCAGAGGGGUUACGGCGCGGUUUUUGGGGGUGACAGUAUUAAGAGUGAGGAUGUUCCGGUGAUUUCGUUGAAGAACGAGAACGAGUUGCCGCAGGAGCACAAGAGUGAUGUUAUGGAUGUUAUGCAGUGGUGGGAACAGCAGCAGUCGCCGCAUACCACGAUUAGCUAGUGGAUUAGAUUCGCUAACCGCCCUCCCGUGCCAGAACGACUCCGAUUGUGAUUUUAGUGAAAUUCGAAAAAGAACUCCGACUGUUAUAUUAUGAACGAAUUUUAACCUUGUUUUUUAGAGAAUUUUUAUGUACGAUAGUUAAUUUAUUUUUAUACCCGUUUAAGACUGUAAAAAGGUUAGGAUAAUAUUGUGAUUCGUAAUAAGGUGCCUUACUUGCCUUAUCGACAAGUCCUCGGCGACAUUUCGAUUUCGAGAAACUCGUCUCGAGAUGAGGCCGCGGUCUUGCCGGCCUUUGUAACUAGAAUUAAGGUUAAGAACUUAGUUUAAUGAUCUCAUCCGACUUGUUACUAGACAUUUUUGUAAAUAAA
Zophobas morio is the source of this 1342-nucleotide messenger RNA. RefSeq lists its product as uncharacterized. Gene Ontology annotation, molecular function: RNA polymerase II transcription regulatory region sequence-specific DNA binding; DNA-binding transcription factor activity, RNA polymerase II-specific; protein dimerization activity. The transcript is spliced from 2 exons. The record is from RefSeq and is a predicted model, not a curated record. Bases 96 to 974 code for a protein of 292 amino acids. Gene Ontology annotation, biological process: developmental process; regulation of transcription by RNA polymerase II. NCBI's taxonomy places the organism in Eukaryota, Metazoa, Arthropoda, Insecta, Coleoptera, Tenebrionidae.